GACUUACACUAACAGAUCUCAGGUAGUGAGGAGUGGGAGACUGUCUCUCCCUGUUAGCGGGUCAGCGCGCUUCAGUAGUGAAUCUCUUCAUGUGACUGGGGCUGAGAGGGAUAGUGAGCAUGUCCUGGGACUGUGGGCUGAAAUAUCUCUUCUCUUUACCCCCGGCGCUGCAGCAGGGGGGCGUCUGCGCCCUGCGUGCCCAAGACGAGCUCUCCCGCUUGGAGAUGGUGCAGAGGCUGGCCAAGGACGGCUGCCGCUUCCUCCAGAACCAGAACUACCGCCUGCCUGACCGCUCCGCAGGGGCUCAGGGGGAGGGAGCAGUGCGUGUGUGUCUGAAGGAGAGAGGCCAGGAUGUGCUGGUGCUUCAGAGGGUGUCGUCAGAGCGAACAUCACCUCAGACAGCAGGAGGAGUAAAGGAGGAGGACAGCGAUAAGAGGUAUGUGGUGGUGUCCGGUACGCCCCAUAAGAUCCUGGAGCACCUGCUGAGUGACCUGCGUCUGGAUGAACACCAGGGGGCGACGGAUGGCAAAGAGGCAGAGAUGCUUCUAGAUGACUUCCUGUUGACCUACCUUGUGUUUAUGUCUACUCAUGAUCUCUGUCAGGCGCUCCUUGGACACUAUUGCACCAAACGGUGCCGAGGGAAGGAGGAGGGGAAAGAGGCCCUCUACAGGAAGCGUAAAGUACUGCACCUGGUCUGUCAGUGGAGUUCCCUUUACAAGGACUUCUUACGUGAGGAGGAGCAUGUUAAACUCUUCAUGAAGACCCUAUACCGCUACGUGCUGGAGGAUGUCUACGAGUUCCCGACCUUGGAGAAGGACCUAAAGGAGUUCCAGAAACUUCUGCGACGCAGGCACACGGUGGAUGACUAUUCUCCACAUCACAAGAACAAAGCCCUCUUCCAGCAAUUGAGCCUGAAAGAGAACUGCGUCCAGUUACGAGGGGCACCGAGCGAGAGCAGAGAGGUUCUGUGUCGUGUGUAUGUGAGCCCUGACUCAUACCUGAGUGUGAGAACUCGUCCUACGCUGGUUGCUCAGGAGCUGCUGAGCAUCAUCGCCCACAAGAUGGAGAAGCCAGAGGAGGACAUGGUGCUGGUGUCUCAGUCCUACAAUGGAGAGAAACUAGUCCUUCAGCCACAUGACAGUAUUUACUCAGAAUCUCCAGCGGCUCCCAGUCGACUGAUAGCGUGCCGCAAAGACCUGACUGAGAUUCUGCCUCCUCUGACAGAAUGCACUGAACUUGGCCAGAGGCCAGUGAGACUCCUGGGCAUUAAUACCUGGGAUGUGGCAGUGGCCCUCACCAACUGUGACUGGAUCCUUUUCAACUCUAUCCACGAGCAAGAGCUCAUCUACUACACUUUUAACCGUCAGGCCAGCAGCGGCCACACGGUGGCGCUGGAGCUCCUUCUGCAGCGCUGUAAUGAGGUUCAGCAGUGGGUGAUGUCCGAGAUUCUUCUCUGCUCUUCAUUGGCUAAACGCGUCCAGCUUCUCAAGAAGUUCAUCAAGAUCGCAGCGCACUGUAAAGCUCAGAGAAAUCUCAACUCCUCUUUUGCCAUCAUCAUGGGUCUGAACACUGCAGCUGUCAGUCGCCUGAAUCAGACAUGGGAGAAAGUUCCAGGGAAAUUCAAGAAGCUCUUCUCUGAGUUAGAGUUGUUGACCGAUCCGUCUCUGAACCAUAAGGCCUACAGAGAUGCAUUCAGGAAGAUGAAGCCACCUAAAAUCCCCUUUAUGCCUCUGCUACUAAAAGAUAUUACCUUCAUCCAUGAGGGAAACAAAACAUUUCAUGAUAACCUUGUGAAUUUUGAGAAGCUGCACAUGAUUGCAGACACCGUCCGCCUCAUCCGCCACUGUCAAACAGACCAAACAGGUAAACAACCCUCGCUUGACAGUCCUGAUGUGAGAGCCAGUGUCCAUUACCUUCACAUCAUUGACAAUCAGCAGACAUUAUUUGAACUGUCUCACAGACUUGAACCCAGAGCGUAACAGCUACCCCUGCUGGACACUAAAAAUGUAGCAGCUAAUACAGAACG
Molecule: messenger RNA, 2026 nt
Organism: Chanos chanos (milkfish)
Lineage: Eukaryota; Metazoa; Chordata; Actinopteri; Gonorynchiformes; Chanidae
Gene: rapgef5a
Product: Rap guanine nucleotide exchange factor (GEF) 5a
Exons: 18
Coding region: 120-1979 (619 amino acids)
Biological process (GO): Ras protein signal transduction
Cellular component (GO): plasma membrane
Molecular function (GO): guanyl-nucleotide exchange factor activity
Source: RefSeq, a predicted model, not a curated record